AUGCCAGCAUGGCUGGAGCGGCUGAGGAGGAUAGUUACAGUGGAGCCAGCCAUGUUCUUCUACAUGGCCAGCACGUUCAUUAUGCUGCCGGCCUAUCAGCAGCUGGUCAUUGUCAAGGUUUGCCAGGAGCUGUAUGAGGACCCGACAGCCUGCGGAGACUCCGAGCACGGCAAGGACGCCGAAGACAUGGAGACGCGGUCCUCCUACAUCCUGCUGCUCUACACGGCCGUCCUUUACUCGGUGUCUGUCCUGCCUGCCCUGCUGCUGGGCUCGUGGUCGGAUGGCGCAGGGCGGCGCGCCGUCAUGGUGCUGCCCUUCCUGCUGUCAAUUCUGAGCGGCGGUGUGCUCCUGGCCCUGGCGCUGGUGCCCAGCCUGAGCGUCUACUGGUGCCUGCUGGCUGCCGGCGUCACGGGCCUCAGCGGGGGCCACGUCUCCGUCUUCCUGAGCUCCUUCAGCUACCUGGCCGACGCCACGUCCGACCCGGGCGCUGGCCGUACGAUGCGGAUGGCCGUGGCCGAGGCCAUGAUCUUCGUGGGCGGCACGGUGGGCUUCCUCCUGGGCGGAUUACUGGAGCAGGAAGUGGGGCUGUCGUCGGCGUUCAUCGCCUACGUCACCUGCCACGUCCUGGCCAUCUUCUACAUCUUGCUGUGGCUGCGCGACCCCAUACCAGUCAGCAGCACGCUAGGCGUCCUGGCUAGCGACGGCAGUGUCCAGGAGGGCUCGGAGGAACGCAAGUGGGGGAUGUUUGCCCUGAAGCACGCUGGGCGCUCAUUUAGGGUGGUGUUCAGGAGGAGGUCAGGACAGGAGAGGCUGAAGCUGCACCUCCUCAUCCUCUGCACCUUCAUAAACAACACGGUCGCUAUCGGGGAGCAGUCUAUCUUGCUGCUGUAUUUGAUGUACGAGCCCAGGGAGUUCACCACUGCGAUGUUCGGGCUGUUUAACUCUGCCAGAAUGCUCUUGUUGGGAUUCGGCCUUCUGGGUCUUUUCCCCCUGCUGAUGCGCUGCUUUAAGGAGAUGACUUUGGCCAAGCUCAGCACCGCCUUCAGAGCCGCCUCCUACGUCCUGCUGGCGUUCUCCACCAACACGUGGAUGGUCUUCCUUGUGGCAGUACUGGCAGCUCCAGCAGGGAUCACGCAAGCAGUCAUCCGCUCUUUUUCCUCUGCCAUCGUGGGACCCGAUGAACAAGGUGCCAUGUUCUCCUUCUCGGCGUCGGUGGAGGCCACCUGUUACAUCUUUGGCGCCGUCUUGUUCAAUGGCCUCUACCCACAGACCCUGCCCACGUUUCCUGGUAUGCCCUUCAUCGUUAUGGCUGGCUUUUGUGUCAUCGUCCUCAUCCUCAUGCAGUGGAUCAGUGAGAUGCCAACCACUCAUCCUCGUUUGGUGCUCCCAGACUGA
Electrophorus electricus (electric eel) is the source of this 1395-nucleotide messenger RNA. Its product is annotated as proton-coupled folate transporter. The record is from RefSeq and is a predicted model, not a curated record. Gene Ontology annotation, biological process: transmembrane transport. Gene Ontology annotation, cellular component: membrane. Gene Ontology annotation, molecular function: transmembrane transporter activity. NCBI's taxonomy places the organism in Eukaryota, Metazoa, Chordata, Actinopteri, Gymnotiformes, Gymnotidae.